This is a messenger RNA of Octopus sinensis (East Asian common octopus), 1129 nucleotides long. RefSeq lists its product as uncharacterized. The coding region runs from base 151 to 999 and encodes 282 amino acids. NCBI's taxonomy places the organism in Eukaryota, Metazoa, Mollusca, Cephalopoda, Octopoda, Octopodidae. The transcript has 6 exons. The record is from RefSeq and is a predicted model, not a curated record.
AGAUAAACACUUCAGUUGAGCUAUACAAUACCAGGUAAUAAUGAUAAAUCGAUACGAAGAUCAUAUAAUGAUUAUACUUCAUUAAGAGGAUAAAUGCAAACAAGUAACAUCUCGUUCUUGACAGACAUUUCUACCUAGAAAACAGACAGGAUGCUGCAGAGGAAUUGUUUUCAAAUUAUUUUUCUCUUCUACAUCUCAUUGACACUUGGAAAUGGACUUGAAUAUCUGAAGUAUUUUUUGAAAGUAGAAAACUGCCUUCUCAAGGAAGGUAAAACAUUGAUGACACUUGACGUGGAUGACUCCAGCUGUUCGAAGAGGUGUUUUGAAAUUUCUACAUGUAAAUCCUUCGUGAGCAGAGCGAUAAGUCCAAGCUGUAUUUUAUACGAAGAUGACGCAACAGAGAAGGCACUAAUACAAACAACUAAUACAUAUUUUUAUCAGUUGAGAAGAUCUGUGCCGACCAAGUAUACAGACGGAAGAUGUCCUGUGGAUUUCAUUUACAACAGUUAUCUUGCUAGUAACAAUGAUUUGGGUGUCACGUCUGAUAUUAAUUAUAGGCAGUGUUUCUACAAAUGUGAAGCAGAACCAACCUGUCAAUCAUUUGACUACAACUUUAAUACGAAUGUUUGCUACAUGUCAACUUAUAACCAUACUAACGGAGUUUUGCGUUGCAUCAGAAAUGACGUUUACAUUGAAAUAAACAGAAAACUUUGGAAUGACCUUAACCAGCCCCUUACACUGGAGAAGAUUAACUCCGUGGGAUGUGAUAUAAGUGUUUUCGACUCUUAUUAUUUCGUUGACAAAAAAGAAAUUAAUGGCCAGACAGCUUAUUCAACUUUUUCCUUCAAACCAAAUCCAUAUCACAACCUUGUAACCGAGGCCCAAAUGGAUGCCCGAUCGGUCUUGGAUUGUUCACGUUUAUGUAUGGUAUCUUCUACAUGUACCGCCUUUUCAUAUACUAACACUAAGUGCCAACUAAAGAAACUUGUUGACCUUUAAUGGAAUUCACCCAAAAAUUAUUUACUUCUCAAUGAAAUGUGAGCAAGACUUCAACGGAUCAUGUUUGCUAAUAAUAAUUAUAUCAGAUAAAAUGUGUGUUUCUUUAUCAAUAAAAUCAACUUAAUUAUGA